Messenger RNA from Caenorhabditis auriculariae, 336 nucleotides. The record is from the annotation of a GenBank genome assembly. NCBI's taxonomy places the organism in Eukaryota, Metazoa, Nematoda, Chromadorea, Rhabditida, Rhabditidae.
AUGGCCCAACUCCUAGCCUACUCCAGCUCCAGCCUCGGAAAAAACCAAAGAAACUCGCCGAAAAACCUAAUCCGGCGAGACUCAGGUCCCAAGCUGGUGUCACCGACCCCGUCCGACAAGACUUCCAAAGGAGGAUUAGGUCGGAUUAACUCGGGCCAAUUCGUCUGGGCCUGUCACCACAAUCACACCCCGUGGAGGCGUGGCCGGAAGGUAGGCGUUGAUGGAAUGGUCGAAGUUGGGACAAAUUUGGGCCCUAAGUCAUUUUGUUUUGAUUGGUGACUUGAAGUGAAGUUGAACUUCAGCUUGGACAACUUUUUCAAGUUGGGACCUAGUUAG